This is a messenger RNA of Nematolebias whitei (Rio pearlfish), 351 nucleotides long. RefSeq names its product ladderlectin-like. Gene Ontology annotation, molecular function: signaling receptor activity. The transcript has 4 exons. Bases 1 to 351 code for a protein of 116 amino acids. NCBI's taxonomy places the organism in Eukaryota, Metazoa, Chordata, Actinopteri, Cyprinodontiformes, Rivulidae. The record is from RefSeq and is a predicted model, not a curated record.
AUGCAAAACCCGGACAAUGUUGUCGGAGGAAAGGUUACAGCUCGUCAGGAUUACUGUGUUAACUAUUAUGGACAUUUGGCCUCCUUUCAUGACCAAGAUGAGUACGACUUCAUCAGGAGCCUCAUUGUGGGAGCUACCGGAACCAACACAACAGCUUGGGUUGGAGGCACCAAGGGAAAAGAUGGUGUGUGGAAAUGGAGCGAUCGCUCUGAGUUCUCCUACACUCACUGGGGCAAAGGGGAACCAAACAACUUGGGUGAACAGGAGAACUGCAUGGCUAUCAACAUGAAUGGACAAGAUUAUGUCAGUGAUGAAGUCUGCAGCCACAAACAUGCGUUUGUUUGCUCUUAA